AUGAGCAGCGGCCCUGAGACGCCCGACGUUCCUGAUGGAUCGGACCAUCGUGGUGACGGUGAUGAUCAACUCGAAAGCGAGGCCGACGAUGAAGCGGGCAAUGACACCACGAUGCACGACGACGAGACAGGCAAUGACACCACCAUGCAUGACCAUGACGAUGAAGGCGGCAACGACACUACGACACAAGAUGACGAACAGGGUGGAACGGAGCAGACGUUGCAGAAUGGCAAACCCUACGCGGUAGCCGAAGAGGAUACCAACUACAGUGUCUUCUCCAAUCCCCCAGACCUCGCGCAAAUGCGCCAGCGGUUUUUCAACUUGGAAGAGCCCAUCGAGCUUGCGGUGGCCGACUUUGAAGCCUACUUUCCCUUUAUUGACAACAUCUGGCGCAAACUGAGGGCCACGGAUGCGCAGCCAGAGAACAAUGUGAAGACGGAAUACUAUGCGUGUCGACUGCGACGCGGCGCUAAUCAAAAACCUCAUGUGCCACGACCCACCCCCGAGGGCAAACAGUCGCGCAAGAAGAGAGCUCGCGAUGACAAGACGUGUGGCAUGACCAUGAAGGUGGUGUACAAUGCCGGACCGGUCGACAGCUGCACCGUUUCCCGAGCCGUCGACAAGCUCCAGAAACACUCGCACGAUCUGGACUACAUUGACUCGACCAAACGCAACUCCGGCAUCAUGGACACGGCGCGGCAAGAAGCCACCAAAGGCUUUUUGCCCGCCUCGAUCUUCUGGAAGAUGUGGGAGGAGCCCGACAAGAUGGUCGCGGCCGGCGGCAAGUUUAUGAAGGUGUCCGACGUCCGCAAUGUCCAGUACGCCUGGAGGCAGGGGAAUCAGCAGACUGUGUUGAAGGCCCAUCGAGGCUUCAAUCAGACCCGUGUGCCUCGCCACCGCCCGCCGACACCGCCCCAGCCGUUUCCUCCCCCACCGCAGGCCGGACUCUUUGGUCGACUAGAACCGGUCAAACAGCCUGUGUUGACUCCUGACCGAGCACCGGUGCCCGUGGAUACGCUCCAAUACCCCCAACAUGCAAGGGCCUUUCUCGAGCCGUACCUGCCGGAUCCCAAACUCGCCGCGGUUCGUAGCCGGCCCCAUGUCACGCUGACUUGGGCAAGCAGCCUGGACGGCCGCAUCACCCAAGUGCCCGGGGUUCAGGUCGGCAUUUCUGGCCCGGAAACCAAAGCCAUGACGCACUAUCUACGAAGUCGGCACGAGGCUGUCGUGAUCGGGGUCACCACGGCGAUCGCGGAUGACCCGGCCCUGAAUUGUCGCCUGGCCAAUCCCGUGGGAUACGGUGGCCUGCCGGUCGAACAGCAGCCUCGGCCCAUCAUCAUCGAUCCGCAUGCGCGGCUGCAUAUCCGCCCCGAAAUGAAGCUUCUCCGAACCGCGGCAGAGGGUCGUGGGAAAGCCCCGUGGGUGGUGGUAGCUCCUGGCGCCAUGCUGCAUCCUCUGGCGGUCAGCACCCUCAAAGCUCACGGUGGCGAGUACUUGAUGAUCAACGACUACCAUCCUCAAGCUGGGGGGCUCAAUUGGGGGGGCAUCUUCAACGUGCUCUUCCGAGAAGGGAUCAAGAGCAUCAUGGUAGAAGGAGGCGGCAUCGUGCUCUCGGAACUACUCAAGUUGCGCCACGCGUAUCUGCUCGACUCGGUUGUCAUGACCAUCGCGCCCACGUUCUUCGGCAAGGCUGGGGUCCCUGUCUCUCCCGACCCGACCUUCGACGCCGGCGGCCGACCUAUUGCCACGAGACUGAAGAAUGUGCGGUGGCAGCCUAUGGGGGAUUCUGAUGUGGUCAUGUGCGGCCAUCUGACGUUUGACCGACCUGCCAACGGUAUCUUGCCCGGCAUUGAGGAAUUUUCUCGCACGGCAACGGGGACACCGACUCAGCAGCAAUCACAGUCGCAGCCAUCGCCAGUGCCAAUGCCACCCGUCCCAGGACAACAACCACCCAGCCAGCAGCUGCGCCCGCGCCCGACCCAGCAAUCGCCACCCGUCGCAGCGAAAUCAGCCUCUCCGUCGCAGCCACUGACCCAACAUCGACCCUCGGCACCUCCAGCACCCUCGACGGCCUCGGCGCCGUCCAGUACCGAACCCCCCACCGUCCCUCAAGGUCAAGCAGGCCCGGGGCUAAGCUGA
Molecule: messenger RNA, 2139 nt
Organism: Capronia epimyces CBS 606.96
Lineage: Eukaryota; Fungi; Ascomycota; Eurotiomycetes; Chaetothyriales; Herpotrichiellaceae
Exons: 1
Coding region: 1-2139 (712 amino acids)
Biological process (GO): riboflavin biosynthetic process
Molecular function (GO): 5-amino-6-(5-phosphoribosylamino)uracil reductase activity
Source: RefSeq, a predicted model, not a curated record